Phyllopteryx taeniolatus (common seadragon) is the source of this 6471-nucleotide messenger RNA. RefSeq names its product dedicator of cytokinesis protein 9-like. Gene Ontology annotation, biological process: positive regulation of GTPase activity; small GTPase-mediated signal transduction. Lineage: Eukaryota; Metazoa; Chordata; Actinopteri; Syngnathiformes; Syngnathidae. The record is from RefSeq and is a predicted model, not a curated record. Gene Ontology annotation, molecular function: guanyl-nucleotide exchange factor activity. Bases 125 to 6292 code for a protein of 2055 amino acids. The transcript is spliced from 52 exons.
GCAACUUAGCAUAGAGAGAAAAGUUCAUCGGAGCUCUCGCAAACCACCGCACAACAUGACAACGUGCACAGUGCAGUGAAUCUCACUCCUGAUCACAGGCAGGCAGCACUGGGCACUGCCCGCCAUGCAGGGCCGGGCAGGAAAAGCCCCCAAACGGGAGAUGGUGAUAGAGUCACCACAGAAGUACAAGUGCUUGGCUGAGAUUGAUGCAGAGGUGGAGGCUGGGUCACAGGUGGCAUCGGUCAGGCCCAAGGUCAUUGAGCCUCUGGACUAUGAGAGUGUGAUCACACAAAGCAAAAUGCAGAUCAUCAGUGAUGCUCUGCGGGACAUGCUGCAGUUCCCUGUGGAUGACUUUCAGAUCUGCACUCUGAGCCGCCAAGGUCGGACUGUGCUCUCUACUGUGCCAGAAAAUGCAGAACAAGAAGCACAGUCACUGUUUGUCCAAGAGUGUAUGAAAACAUAUAAGUCAGACUGGCAUGUGGUCAAUUACAAGUAUGAGGAAUAUUCCGAGGACUUCCGACAGCUUCCCAAUAAGGUAUUAAGGCCCGAAAAACUGACCAGUCACCUUUUUGAGGUGGAUGAAGAUGUGGAAAAAGAUGAGGACACAGACUCCCUUGGGUCUCACAACGGAGGAGUGUCUAAACACGGUUGGCUGUACAAAGGCAACGUGAACAGUGCAAUCAGUGUUACUAUGCGAUCCUUCAAAAGGAGAUACUUCCAUCUAGCUCAGCUUGGUGAUGGAUCAUACAACUUAAAUUUCUACAAAGAUGAAAACACCUCCAGGGAACCCAAAGGAACGAUCUUCCUUGACUCAUGCAUGGGCGUUGUUCAGAACAAUAAAGUAAGGAGGUUUGGCUUUGAGCUGAAGAUGCAGGAUAAGAGCACAUUCCUGCUGGCUGCAGAGAGUGAACUGGAAAUGGAAGAAUGGAUCAGUACCCUCAACAGAAUUCUCCACAGCAGCUUUGAACAGGCGAUGCAGGAGAAACAUCACAGGGACUUACGAGAUUAUGAGGAUGACAGAAAAGCCGACCUCUCCUCUGGAAGUUUUCAAGACAGCUUUCAGACGGCCAGAGAUAUUGAGUUUAAGAUGAGGAGUGAAGCCAGGCUGAAACUGUUUACAUUGGAUCCUGACGUACAGAGACUGGAUUUCACUAGCAUUGAGCCAGAUGUGUGUCAGUUUGAGGAGCAAUUCGGAAAGAGGGUCAUGGUCACCUGUCAUGGCUUGUUGUUCAACCUGCAGUGCUGCAUUGCAGAGAAUGAAGAGGGGCCAGUAACUAAUGUGGAACCUUUCUAUGUGGUUCUAUCCCUCUUCGAUGUUCAGAACAGCAGAAAAAUCUCAGCUGAUUUCCAUGUGGAUCUCAACCACCCGUUGGUCCGACAAAUGACACAAGGCUCUGCUUGCGGCCAUGACUUGCACAUGAAUGGCUGUAAGGGUGAGGAUCCCUUUGGUAGCCAAAGGCUGGCCAGUGGGUUAUCAGAGACAGCUCUCCAAUACCCCAAACAGGGGGUGUUCUCAGUCACAUGUCCCCAUCCUGAGAUCUUCCUGGUGGCAAGGAUUGAGAAGAUCCUCCAAGGGGGGAUUACCCAUUGCACUGAACCCUACAUGAAGAGCUCAGACUCGACAAAGAUGCCUCAAAAGGUACUGAAGAAUGCAAAGAUGGCCUGCAGCAGAUUGGGCCAGUACCGGAUGCCGUUCGCCUGGUCUGCAAGGCCUGUGUUUAAAGAUGCAUCAGGAACUUUGGACAAAAACACUCGCUUCUCAGCUCUUUACCGACAAGACAGCAACAAGUUAACAGAUGAGGACAUGUUAAAAUUUCUCACUGACUUUAGAAAACCAGAGAAAAUGGCUAAACUUCCCCUGCUGUUAGGGAAUCUGGAUGUAACUAUUGAUUGUGUGGCCCUGGAUGUUACCAAUUGCCUCACUUCCUCCUAUAUACCUUUGAGGAACUUUGAAGUAAAUGGGUCAAGCAGCACUGCUCUGGAGGUGGAGGAAUUUGUACCCUCCAUUGCCAAGUGCUCCAAACCCUUUACCAUCUAUAAAAACCAUCUUUAUGUGUAUCCAAAGCACCUCAAAUAUGAUGGUCAGAAAUCUUUUGGUAAGGCCAGGAAUAUUGCAGUUUGCAUUGAAUUCAAGGAUUCUGACAAAGAGGAAGCCCAGCCACUGAAGUGCAUCUAUGGCUGUCCUGGAAGUUCUCUAUUCACCAAACAGGCCUAUGCGGCUGUUUUGCACCACCAACAGAACCCUGAGUUCUAUGAGGAGAUAAAGAUUGAGUUGCCAACUCAACUGCACCAAAAGCACCACCUUCUUUUUACCUUCUAUCACAUUAGCUGUGACAGCAAAAAGAAGAAGAAAGAUCUGGUGGAGACCCCAGUGGGCUCAGCUUGGUGGCCUCUGCUAAGAGAUGGCAGGGUCAACAUGGCUGAACAGCAGCUACCAGUGACUGCUCAUUUACCCCCGAGCUACCUCAGUUCCCUUGAUGCUGUCACUAGGCAUUCUGGCUUGGACAUCAAGUGGGUUGAUGGAGGAAAGCCUCUGUUCAGAGUCUCAGCGCUUCUUGUUUCCACAAUUUACACUCAGGAUCAACACCUGCACAAUUUCUUCCACCACUGUGAAAGCAUUGAAGUGUACGAACAAGCAUCAGAGGGCAGGCUGGUGAAAUUCCUAAAGAGUCUCCACGCGGUGGAGGGUCAUAUCAUGGUGAAUUUUCUGCCCACCAUCCUCAACCAGCUGUUUUGUGUCCUCACCAGGGCCUCACAUGAAGAUGUGGCUGUCAAUGUGACAAGGGUAAUGGUGCACAUUGUAGCACAGUGCCAUGAAGAGGGGCUUGAGCGUUACCUGAGGUCUUAUGUCAAGUUUGUCUUUAAACCAGAGCUUUAUUCCUCCAACAAUGUAAGAAACAUUCAUGAGGAGCUGACAAAAGCCAUGACAGCAAUUCUGAAGCCAUCCACUGAUUUCCUAACAAGCAACAAGCUGUUGAAGCACUCGUGGUACUUCUUUGAAGCGUUGGUCAAAUCAAUGGCUCAUUAUCUCAUAGAGAGUUGUAGAGUCAAGCUAUCAAGAAACCAACGUUUUUCUGCCUCCUUCUACCAUGCUGUCGAGAGCUUGGUCAUUAUGCUGAUGCCUCACAUCACCCAGAAAUACAAGGACAACCUGGAUGCGGCACGCAAUGCUAAUCACAGCCUAGCAGUUUUCAUUAAACGGUGCUUCACCUUUAUGGACCGUGGUUUUGUGUUCAAGCAGAUCAAUAACUAUGUGAACUGCUUCAUACCUGGCGACCCCAAGACUUUGCAAGAGUUUAAGUUUGAGUUCCUGAGAGUUGUGUGCAACCAUGAGCAUUACAUCCCUCUCAAUCUUCCAAUGCCAGUUGGAAAAAGCCGCAUACACAGGUUUCAAGAUUUUCAACUGGACUACUCCCUGACUGAUGACUUCUGUCGAAACCACUUUCUGGUGGGUCUGCUGCUGAGGGAGCUGGGGAGCGCGUUACAGGAGAGCCGAGAGAUUCAGCAGAUCGCCAUCCAGGUGCUGAAGGGGCUGAUGGUUAAACACGCAUUUGAUGACCGCUAUGCUGCCAAAAGCUAUCAGGCCAGACUUGCCACACUCUACCUGCCCUUGUUUGGCCUACUGCAGCAGAACACCCACAGACUGGAAAGCAAGGAGUUUGUCCUUCCAAGUCACCAAAAAAACCCGCGGGAGGACUUGCUGGUGGUGAACUCACUGGUGACCCCGCAAAAGCAUAGCACUUACAUAGACAAAGAUGUUUUCGGAGCAAUUCACAUUGCAGACUCCAGAAGCUCCCUGGUUUCCACCGACUCUGAAAGCAGCCUGCUGGACAAGAGUUAUGACAGGGCACACUCCCAGGAGAAGAACCAGUCUGCUUCAUCUUUGGGAAGCGCUGUGCUGAGUUGCAACAAAAUGGACCGAGACGAGAGCAAAAACCUGCUCAUGUGCUUUUUGCAUAUCCUUAAGAGCAUGUCAGAAGAUGCCCUUUAUGCAUACUGGAAAAAAGCAUCAUCAUCUGAGCUAAUGGACUUUUUUACACUCUUAGAAGUCUGUCUUCAUCAGUUUAGAUACAUGGGGAAGCGAGUCGUUGUCAGGAACCAUGAUGUGGCAAUGCCUCUGGGUCCAGCAGAUCGGAAGUCGUUAACUUUGCCUGUGUCUCGAAACAGGGCAGGGAUCCUGCAUGCCCGCUUGCAACAGCUUGGGACAUUGGAGGUUUCACACUCACUCAACAACAUGUACUCCCAUACAGAAGUCGAUGUAAGCAGCCAAUGUUUGCUGGAGGCCAACGUGUCCACAGAAGUCUGUUUGACUGUGCUGGACACACUGAGCAUUUUCAUUAUGGGAUUUAAGAGCCAGUUGAACUCAGAUCUUGGCCACAAUCCACUGAUGAAGAAAGUAUUUGAGGUGCAUCUGUGCUUCCUGCAAAUACCUCAGUCUGAGGCUGCUCUCAGGCAGGUCUUCACCUCACUGAGGACUUUUAUCUACAAGUUCCCCUGCGCGUUCUUUGAUGGCCGGGCCGACAUGUGUGCCUCCUUAUGCUAUGCGAUCCUGAAGUGUUGCAACUCCAAGCUGAGCUCCCUCCGAAAUGCCGCUGCCAAUCUCCUUUACAUUCUAAUGAAGAGCAACUUUGACUACACCAGAUGUAAAUCGUUUGUCAGAACCCACCUGCAAGUGGUAAUUGCUGUCAGUCAGCUGAUUGCUGAUGUCAUCGGCAUCGGUAGCACACGUUUCCAGCAGUCUUUAUCGAUCAUUAACAAUUGUGCAAAUGGUGAUGAAAGCAUCAAGCAUACUGCGUUCCCAUCAGAUGUGAAGGACCUGACCAAACGAAUCAGAACAGUGCUGAUGGCAACUGAGCAAAUGAAGGAGCAUGAGAACGACCCAGAGAUGCUGGUGGACCUCCAGUAUAGUUUGGCCAAGUCGUACACAAGCACGCCAGAGCUCCGCAAGACCUGGUUGGAUAGCAUGGCACGGAUCCACAACAAGAAUGGCGACCUUUCAGAGGCAGCCAUUUGCUAUGUCCAUGUUGCAGCUCUGGUAGCUGAGUACUUGUGGAGGAAAGGAAUGUUCAGCCAUGGCUGCUCAGCAUUUCGCGUCAUCACUCCAAACAUUGAUGAAGAGGCAGCCAUGAUGGAGGAUCUAGGAAUGCAAGACGUCCAUUUUAAUGAGGAGGUACUCAUGGAGCUGCUGGAAGAGUGUGCUGAUGGCCUUUGGAAUGCAGAGCGCUAUGAGCUCAUCCCUGAUGUCUACAGGCUCAUCAUUCCCAUUCAUGAAAAACGCAGAGAUUUUGAGAAACUGACACAUGUGUAUGAUACCCUCCACCGUGCGUACACUAAAGUUUUGGAAGUAAUGCAUACUGGAAAACGCCUGCUGGGCACAUACUUCAGAGUGGCAUUUUUUGGACAGGGCUUUUUUGAGGAUGAAGAUCGCAAAGAAUACAUCUACAAGGAGCCAAAGUUCACACCUCUGUCUGAGAUUUCACAGAGGCUCUUGAAGCUCUACUCAUACAAGUUUGGUCAAGAGAAUGUCAAGAUCAUCCAGGACUCUGGAAGGGUGAACCCAAAGGACCUGGAUGCAAAAUACGCCUACAUCCAGGUGACGCAUGUCAUGCCAUACCUCGAUGACAAGGAGUUGGAGGAGAGGAAUACUGACUUUGAGAAAAGCCACAACAUCCGUCGUUUUAUGUUUGAGACGCCCUUUACAUUGUCGGGCAAGAAGCAGGGUGGUGUAGAGGAGCAGUGUAAACGACGGACCAUUCUCACCACCACCCACUGUUUCCCAUAUGUGAAGAAGCGCAUUGCUGUCAUGUACCAACAUCAGAGUGACCUUAGCCCCAUAGAGGUCGCAAUAGAUGAGAUGAGUGUGAAAGUGGCUGAACUGCGAUUGCUGUGCUCGGCCUCCGAGGUGGACAUGAUCCGGCUACAACUUAAAUUGCAAGGCAGCGUCUGUGUUCAGGUCAAUGCUGGUCCUCUUUCUUAUGCCAGAGCCUUCUUAGAUAACACUAGUGCCAAGAAAUACCCCGACAACAAGGUCAAACAGCUCAAAGAAGUUUUCAGGCAUUUUGCGGAGGCCUGUGGUCAAGCACUGGGUAUAAAUGAACGGUUGAUUAAAGAGGAUCAGCAGGAGUAUCAUGAUGAAAUGAAGGCCAACUACAGGGAUCUGACCCGGGAGCUGUCAAAUAUCAUGCAUGAGCAGAUCAACCCAGUGAAUGAUGGCACCAGGGGCUCGUUCUCAGACUCAAUGGGCAUCUUCAGUGCCAUUAGUGGCACACCCAACAGUGCCACCAUGUUCUGAUAUGGAUAAUUUCACAUCAAACUCCGGGCUGUCCCAGCUUUGUGAUUUGUGAUUCAGUGAACUCUACACUCAAGUCCCUCAAUAAGUCCAGUUAUUUCUUUCUGCUGCUCUCUUUUGCUGUUAUGAGUAAGCGCUUGUCGACAGUAAAUCACUAUUGACAUAAACGUUUUAUAUUUCUA